AUGAGCGACUCAACCAACGAGGCAGUGAUGGAAUCAGCAUCGUCGGCCUCCUCUCCGAUUAAGAGACGGAAAAUUUCAGAUGGCACCAAGCUUCCGAUGGAUAUGAUCAUGGAGAUACUCAAACGAGUACCGGUAGAAACCUUAGGGUACUGGUGCGUAUCGAAGCCCUUGGCAUCAAUCAUACGCAACCGUCACUUCAAGAAACUGUUCCUCGCCCACUCUUCUUCACGACCAGGUCGUUUUUUCGUCUCCUUCGGAUGUAAAGAUGGUUGUCAUUUACUCUCUUCGCCACUUCCAAACCAAACCCACCCAGGUGAAGAAGGAGACACCUUAUCUGUAGCUGCUACUUACCAUAUGAAACUUCCUUCACGUCUUCGCAAACCCAAAGCUUCCUGGAUUCACGGUUUGAUUUGCUAUGAAUCUUUUCAGCAUCUUCGUUCUACACUUAAGGUAUACAAUUCCACCACCCGUAGAUCCACCACAUUGCCUGAUUUUGAUGAACCAAGAUCCAUCAUCACACACAUGUUGGGCUAUGAUCCUGUCGAUGGUGUUUACAAAGUUUUGCGUAUGAGCUCAAGGAAUGAUGAAAUGGCGCCACAAGUACCUAAGCGUAUUUUUGAGGUUUUGACAUUGGGAGAUGAUCAUUCCACCUGGAAGAUGAUUCAAGAGUGUCCUUGUUAUAUGCCUUUCGAUAGCCAUAUCUGCAUUGAUGGUGUUUUGUAUUACUAUGCUUGUGUUGUUGACCAAGGUCUGGAGAAGGAAGCUGCUCUUGUGAGUUUUGAUCUUAGGUCUGAAAAAUUUGGUCUUAUCAGAGAAUCUCUUGAUUGUCCGCUUGAGAAGAAAAAAAACCUUGGUGGUAAGGUAUGA
This is a messenger RNA of Capsella rubella, 867 nucleotides long. Its product is annotated as putative F-box protein At5g44220. The coding region runs from base 1 to 867 and encodes 288 amino acids. The record is from RefSeq and is a predicted model, not a curated record. NCBI's taxonomy places the organism in Eukaryota, Viridiplantae, Streptophyta, Magnoliopsida, Brassicales, Brassicaceae. The transcript has a single exon. Gene Ontology annotation, molecular function: protein binding.